GAUGGCAUAGUAAACCCCACGGUGAGGAAGGACUUGAAGACCGUCCCAAAAUUCUACUGUUGUCCGAUUGAAGGAUGCCCCCGAGGCCCCGACAGGCCGUUUUCACAGUUUUCUCUCGUGAAGCAGCACUUCAUGAAGAUGCACGCCGAGAAGAAGCACAAGUGCGCCAAGUGCGGCAACUCGUACGGCACAGAGUGGGACCUGAAGAGGCACGCGGAGGACUGCGGCAAGACCUUCCAGUGCACGUGCGGCUGCCCCUACGCCAGCAGGACGGCGCUGCAGUCGCACAUCUACCGCACGGGCCACGAGAUCCCGGCGGAGCACAGGGAUCCACCUAGUAAAAAAAGGAAAAUGGAAAACUACCUGCAGAACCAGAAGUUGUCCACAAAUACCAUCGAAUCCUUCAGCAGCCAGCCAAACCCUCGGCCAGACGCCCAGGAACUGGAGACUAAAGACAUAAAACUCGUAGCCUCGCUUGAGGACUCGCGCGGCUCCAGGAAGCAGAGCAUCACCACACCUGCACGAUGCCCUCAGAAACUGCUCUUACCGAAGCCCAAGGUGGCUCUGGUGAAGCUUCCGGUCAUGCAGCUGUCGCCUGUGCCGCUCUUUGUGCCUACAGCCGACUCUUCGACCCAGCCCGUGGUGCUGGGAGUCGAUCAGGGCUCGGCAGCGAGUGCCGUGCACCUGGUGCCCCUGUCCGUGGGGGCCCUGAUCCUCGGCCUGGAUUCCGAGGCGUGCUCCGUGAAGGAGAGCCUGCCUUUCUCGAAAGUUGUAAAUGCUGGUGUUGAGCCGGUUAGUACAGGUGUUCAGGUGAACCUGGGGAAGUGUCUCAGCCCUUCCCACGAGCUAGGGAGCCCCUGUCCGAGGAACAGCAUCUCGUCUAUCAACGUGCAGACGGAUCUGUCCUGUGCCUCGCAGCACGUGGUCCCCUCUGCUCCGUGGGUCGGCCCUGACUCCUCCGUGUCGUCUUGCUCACAAACUGACCUGUCGUUUCGUUCGCAGGUGUCCCUUCCCAUUAGUGUCCACACUCAGACGCUUGUGCCCGGCUCGAAAGCGGUGUCAUCCAUCGCUGCGCAGACGGACGCUUUCGCUGACGCCUGCCUCCAGCCAGGUGGGGUCUCCAGGGAGACCCAGACCUGCGGGGUGCCCAGGCCCCCAGACCACCGGCUGCAGAUGGACCAAGCCGGGAUGUGUGGGGACAUCUUUGACAGCGUCCAUUCCUCAUACAGCGUUCCCACGGACAGCGUGAUGAGCAGCAGUUUAGUAGCAGAGCCCGUCCCUCACAGCCUGUUACCUCAGAGCAGCCCCAAGGCUCUCAGCGAAGGGAUGGAGAAAUCCACCCCCAUCUUAAACUUCAGUGCACAGAGCGGUCUGCUUCCCUCUCAGAACAUGACUGAUAACCAGACCCAGACCAUAGAUCUCCUAAGCGACUUAGAAAAUAUCUUGUCGAGCAGUCUGCCCGGCCAGACGCUGGACAGCCGUGGGCUUUUGUCUGACACCAACCCCGGGCCCGACACCCCGCUCCCCUCUGGCCCCGCUCAGAACCCCAGCAUCGAUUUUGAUAUUGAAGAGUUCUUCUCGGCUUCCAACACCCAGACCCAGACUGAGGAGAGCGGCCUGGGCGCCAUGCACACGGAGCCAGUCCUGGAGUCGCUGGACAUCGAGACCCAGACUGACUUCUUCCUUACAGACCCGUCUGCGCCGCCCUAUGCGUGCAGGGCCGGCGCCCACUUCCUAGGGCUCGAGAUGUUCGACACGCAGACCCAGACGGACUUAAACUUCUUCCUGGACAGCAGCCCUCACCUGCCCCUCGGCAGCAUCCUGAAACACUCCAGCUUUUCCAUGAGUACCGAUUCGUCCGACACCGAGACCCAGACGGAGGCCCUCUCCGCCACCCGAAAUGGCCCUGCUCUGGAGAGCAAGGUGCAGCUGAACAGCGCCGAGACGCAGACCAGCAGGUCGAGCCUGGAGGCACUGGGGAGCUUGUUCUUCACCAGCAACGAAACGCAGACAGCCAUGGACGACUUCCUGCUGGCCGAUCUGGCCUGGAACACCAUGGAGUCUCAGUUCAGCUCCGUAGAAACCCAGACGUGUGCUGAGCUGCACAACUUCUAAAGAUCAGGCCAGUGUGGGUGGCGUUUGCCAUCUCCUCCCAGACUUAAAAAAAAAGAAAACGGGGAACAGGGAUGACAGUAUUAACUCUGUUGAAUGUAGUCCAUGACACAGUUGCUUAGGUUCUUCGCGAUUCUUUUCCUUUUGUACUUGUAAACAGUUCGUGUAUAAAUGUGAGUGUAUUAUAAAGUGUGAGAUGUUGAUCUGAAAAUGUUUUCAUGUUGCCUACAUUUGCGCUUUCACAGCUGGUCUUUCCAUCCUGUGUCAAACGCAUACAGCCAGGUAGCUGAAGCCAAGCUUCCCGGUACUGGGGUGCAGACUUCUUGCAUCUUCCGGUUAAUUUUAGCCAAGCGUAGCACACAUAAACUGCGCCUGAAAUGCUCCUGACGAUGCUGUCCUUGUACCCGCUUUGCCAUCUCCUCCCCUCUCUUCUCUCCUCAAACACCGCGGGAAACCACAGCUCUCUGUAUGUAAAUUUUUGCAGCAGUUUUCUUGAAGUCACUGCCGUCCUGUCUCAUGAGUGAUCACUGAUGCUGGGUACGGUCCUGCCUCACCAGAGAGUUGUUGCUGUGAAAUUACUGCCUAGAGAAGGAGCAGCCGGCGCUUAGCAUAAAUAGCGAAGCUCUCAGCCCCAUCUUCGGGGAUGCAAUUGAGCCUGGUUUAAGAGUAAAAUGCCUCCCCGUGCUCUUGCACCACCAUCAAUCGGGAAGACAUCCGUGACCAAUGGUACGGGGUCUCCUCCAUGCAGCAAGCUGCCCUGCAGCUGGGUGACCCAGGGCAAUCCAGUUCUGACACCACCUGCAGUCUGCUCUCCAGAAGGUCUAGCAGCCAGCCAGAAACUGGAGUUACCAUCACUCCCUCCUUCAAUUUGAUUCAUUUGCUAGAGCAGCUCGCAGAACUCAGGGAAACCCGGGCCGUGGGUAUUGGAGAGGAUACAGAUGAAAAAUGCCCUGGGUGAGUGGGAAGGAGACAGAGCUGUGCCCUCGAGGAGCACCAUGCGCUGGUUCAGCUGUGCGAAGCUCUUGGAACCCAGUUCUCUCGGGUUCUUCCGGAGGCCUCAUGACGUGAGUGUGGUUGAUUAAAUUAUUGGCCUCGGUGGUCAGCUUAACCUGCAGCUCCUUUCCCCUCCUUGAAGGCUGGAAAGAAGUGAAGUGAAAAGUGCCCAGCCGUCUAACCAUGCUGGGUCUCCCUUGUGCCCAGUCCCUUCCUGAAGCUCUCUGGGGACCGCCAGCGACCAGCGAUCGCAUUAUAGUGCAACAGCAACGAACACUGCAGAGAUUACGGGGCGUUUACAUGGUGUGUGCCAAGGAGGAAGGCCAAGUGUUCAUGACACAUCACCACAUCCACAAACAUCCCGCUCUCCACGGCAGGCCGGCGUGGGCUCCAGAGCUGCUUCCCGUCCACGGUGCCCGCUGCCUCCUGGUGUUGUCCCUCCUUAUGCUGAAAAGGACAUGGCCCCCCAUACCCAGGUUUCACUGCUUCACACUUCAAAGCUUUACGGGACAAGGGUGCAAUCUACGAUCAUUUUAAAGUGGCUUUUCCUUCCAUCCACCACUCAUCUUGUCCUCAAAUAAGGAAACACAUUGGUCAAGGAUAUAUUUUGUGCCUUGAGGCUAACAGUUACACAAUAGUUCCAUCCAAAAUAUGGUAUUCUGCUUAUUGUUGCUUUAUUUAAAGAGUAAGAUAGUCUUCAAAGAAAAUGAAGAAGAAGGAAACCUAUUGCUUCAAGAACAUGUUCUGUGUUUUGAGCCAAGCACACGGUCAAGUAUGCUUCACCGGUUCUUUGUACCCAGGUCCUGACUUCUUAACGGUUGCCCAGCUGUCAGGAGGGUGAGAAUCAGUCCCGCCUGUGAGGUCCCUACGGUUGCUCCAGAAUGCUCUGCUCUCUCUGUGGCUGCGCCUGUGCUGCAGAGGGCUAACUCCUCAAAACCGAAGCAACUAAUGAUUCCUGACAGUAAAUGCGUGGAGUGCUGCGUGCUCCUAACGCCCAUCCAUCCAGCUGAUACAAAGAAUGGUAAUGAAUGCAUGGGCACCACCUGGGCAGAUAGACGAGCUCAACCUGUUAGAUAAGUGUGCUUCGAUUGCAGUUGCCUAUGAGCGUGGGUUUCAAACAUAAAGCCUUAACUUAGCUUGUCAUUGUUUUAGACUUGUCACUGCCUUAAUGUCCAGACAUCUAUUUAAGUCAUCCUGAUAAAGGAGAAAUGCAUGUUGGUUUAUGGCUUUUUGUAAAUAUCAAUGCAGUGAUCUAUGGCUUUAAACCUUUUCUGUGUGUCUGUGAAAAUGUUGGUUAACUCGGCCCAUAGUUAUUUACAGAAAAAUGGAGCAUGUAGUUGUUCUUCGUGUGCAAGAGCUGUUUCUCCCCAAACUUUAGUCAGCUGGUUUGUCCUAAGAUUGUUUGUAAAACUGAGAUCCAGUGAUUAAACAGAAGUGAGUAUUCUGCC
Molecule: messenger RNA, 4553 nt
Organism: Chinchilla lanigera (long-tailed chinchilla)
Lineage: Eukaryota; Metazoa; Chordata; Mammalia; Rodentia; Chinchillidae
Gene: Atmin
Product: ATM interactor
Biological process (GO): regulation of transcription by RNA polymerase II
Cellular component (GO): nucleus
Molecular function (GO): DNA-binding transcription factor activity, RNA polymerase II-specific; transcription cis-regulatory region binding
Source: RefSeq, a predicted model, not a curated record